GUCAAGAGGAAGGGGUGCUGCUAAUUUCUAUGUGCCUGAAAUGUCAAUUUGGGUCUCAGAUUGCAUCCCCAUGUUUUGGUGUUAGGGCAUCCUCGCUCCUCUCCAAACGCAGAAUACCUACAUACGCGCACAGUGGAUGUCGUAGGACGCGGCGUGAGAGUAGCAUAAUAUUAUUUUCAUUGAAACGACACUGAAAGUACACAUACCUACUGGCAUCUCUCCUGCUGGAGAGACCAGACCAGGAGCAUCCGUUCACUUUUCCACGGUAGGCUAUUGUAGAAGGCUAUAUGCUGCCUAGUCUGUUGUAGUGAAGGUACUGAUAGCGAAAGGCACCAACAACUUUUUAAAUUCAUUUUUCAACCGCAAGUUUUACAUUUGGAACAACGGACCUCGCGGAUUUCAUGUGGCGAUUCACUUGACAGAAGAAAAUAGUCUGCUUACAUUUUUUAACAUACCAAACUUGUUGGACUCAUCAUCAGCUUUGAAAUAUGUUCAGUAAGUGUUUGGUCACAUUCUUGCAUUUCUCAAUUCUGGUGCGUGUGUUGAUGGCUCAUGAAUGUAAGCCCUGUGAUACCCGGACGUGUCCGCUGAAAGCCUGCGAGAGUGGCCGGACUCUAGCCAAGGACCCGUGCGGAUGCUGCGACCAGUGUAGCCGGCUGGAGUGGGAGCCGUGCGGCGGCAAGGACUGGGAACUGGGCUACUGCGCUUUAGGACUAACCUGCGCGGCUGUCAGCCAAAUCGGAGCUGCAACGCUCCCUGAUAUAGGAGUUUGUAAAGUUCUGCCUGACAGCCCGGAGGCUGGGUUGGAGGAUGAGCGCUGCCCCCUGCAGACAGGCUGUGACAGAGCGGGGGCCAUGUGUGUGUGUGACGCUCGUCAAUCCUGCCUGAGCUCCUUCGCCUACCCUGACAUGGAAUCCUGCAUGAGGGCUGGCAAGACAGAGAGCCGUAGACAUGAGCACCGGGACAGGCAGAGGGAGAAGUUUGUGGGCCCCUCCAACCCAGCCUGCAUGUUUUCUGGGUGCAACCUGACAGGACAGGGCUGUGUGUGUGAGUCCCAGAGCUGCCACCACCACUUCACCUACAUCAACCGCAGCCAGUGCCAGGAGGCCGCAGAGGAGAUGAAGUGUGUCGGGAUCACAUGCCCUGCUCUGUCCAUGCCCUCCUGCCCUGAGGGCUCGGUUCUGACCAAGAGCUACACUCCCCCUGCUGGCUGCUGCCCCACUGUGCCCCCCCAGUGCACCUGUGACCUCCGCACGUGCCACAAGCCCCAGUGCCCCUCCGGCCAGAAGACUGUACCACUCAGCCAGGCCACCGGCAAGCCAGAGGACUGCUGCGACGUGUUAGAAUGCGUGAAAGUUUCCCCCAAGUGUGUCCACAACGGGAAGGAGUUUUCCGAGGGGGAGGUGUACCGUAUGGACCCUUGCUGGCUCUGCCAGUGUCGAGGAGGGAUAUCCUUCUGCUCCAAAGCGGAAUGUGCGGAACUGGACUGUGAGAACUUCUACAUCCCAGAGGGAGAAUGCUGCCCUGUAUGCAUAGAUGUGGAGCUCCUGUCUAUGGACAGCACAGAGGCCAGUUGUUGGGUGAACAACAAGCUGCGUGGCCACGAGGAGCAGUGGAAGGAGGAUGACUGCACCUUCUGUCAGUGUGUGGAUGGAGACCCUCACUGUACCGCCAUGGCCUGCAAACAGAGCUGUCAGAACCCAGUCAAGAUCCCUGGAGAAUGCUGCCCCUUCUGCGAGGAGCCUUCGUAUGAGACGGUGAGCCCUAUGCUGUGUCCUCGUCUGGAGAACUGCUCUUUCUCAGGGAAGGACUGCCCCUACGGCUUCCAGCAGGACAACAACGGCUGCCUGCUCUGCCAGUGCCUCAACCAUUACUCCUGCCCUGACCUGGGGAAAUACUGCUCGCUGCAAUGCCCCGUGGGAUACGAGAAGGAUGACUUUGGCUGCGAGGUGUGUGAGUGCAACUCUCCAAUGCCCAAGUGCCGACCCCUGACCUGCAGCAAGACCUGCCCCUACGGAUAUGUGAGGAAUAAGCACGGCUGUGAGAUGUGUCGCUGUGUCAAGUGUCCCCCCUUCACUUGUGACAAGCACUGCAGCGAUGGCUACCGGCAGAACAGGAAGGGCUGCUCCAUCUGCAUGUGCAAAGAGAGUGGCCACCUGCCAAGCACCACUGCCCCCACCCCUAUGCCCAGCCACUGCCUGACCUCCAACGGGCACCGCUAUGAGAAGGGCGAGAGCUGGCACGACGGCUGCCGCGACUGCUACUGCCACACUGGGAGAGAGAUGUGUGUGCUCAUAUCCUGCCCUGUGCCCAGUUGCGCCAACCCCGUGGUCAGGCCUGACCAGUGCUGCCCCACUUGUGAAGAUGAAUCAGGAAGUGGUCAGCCGGAGGGCAUGGACCUGGUGGUGUGCCGGGCCCCUGGGGGGGAACUCUAUGUGGAGGGAGAGACCUGGAACCUGGACGAUUGUACACGCUGCACCUGCAGGAAGGGCCGCGUCCUGUGCGACACUGAAGUGUGUCCCCCUGCUGUGUGUCAGGCCCCAACCAGGAACAAGGACACCUGUUGCCAUGUCUGCCCAGAGGGUCCCCUGCUCCCAGUGGCACCAGUCAUACUGCCGGUGUAUCUCCUGGGAGAUGUUAUACGUGCUGUUGGCUGGGGACACCUGGAAGGCCAAUGCCUGCACCAGUUGUUCCUGCAACAACGGAACCAUUCAAUGUUUCUCCCACUGCCGGUGCCUAGCCCUGCAGAGUGCCCGUCCUGCGCAAGGGACCACAAGACCAGGGUUGCCUAG
Messenger RNA from Oncorhynchus gorbuscha (pink salmon), 2792 nucleotides. Its product is annotated as cysteine-rich motor neuron 1 protein-like. NCBI's taxonomy places the organism in Eukaryota, Metazoa, Chordata, Actinopteri, Salmoniformes, Salmonidae. Gene Ontology annotation, cellular component: extracellular region. The record is from RefSeq and is a predicted model, not a curated record. Gene Ontology annotation, molecular function: protein binding; serine-type endopeptidase inhibitor activity. The coding region runs from base 489 to 2792 and encodes 767 amino acids. The transcript has 13 exons.